AUUUCAGCUCACAGCAUUGCCGGAUCGCAACGAAAAGCUGCUCAGCUGUUAGAAGCGUUUGACUUUUUUUUGACUUUGAUACAUUUUCUUAAGCGCAAUUGCAAUAUAAUUUGCAAUUGCUUUAGGAACAAUGCGCGAUGUGCCGAAAUCUCUCGGUCUCUCGGUCACAACUCCAGGCGGCAGUUCGGGUGCUCCGGACACUGGACGCCACAACAGCUUGGAGGAGAUCAAUCUGGACCAGUUCCUGAAGACGUCCAACUAUGAGGACACAGUGAAGCAGCUGGACAUCUACUAUGGCAUCGUCAAGCGUCAACUGCUGCGCUACCAGAGUCCGAUCACCGGAUUAUUUCCCGUGAUGAGCACCGACCAGGUGGUGGGAUCCGUGCGGGACAGUGUGUAUUGCGCAUCCGCCGUGUGGAGCUUGUACCAGGCCUACAGGCGGAUUGAUGACGACCGCGGAAAGUCCUACGAACUGGGCCAGAGCACCGUGAAGUGCAUGCGAGGCAUUCUGGAGUGCUGGGUCAAGCAGGCUUCGCGGGUGGAGCUCUUUAAGCAGCGCCAGUCCAAUCAGCACGCCCUGCACAGCAAGUUCCAGCUGCACACUGGAGAGAAGAUCUAUCCGGAUGAGUUUUACAAUCACCUGCAGAUCGAUUGCGUUUCCCUCUAUCUGUUGUUCCUUGUCCAGAUGAUAACCUCUGGCCUGCAGAUCAUUUACACCCACGACGAGGUGGCCUUUGUCCAGAAUCUUGUGUACUAUGUGGAGCGCGCCUAUCGUACGCCCGACUUUGGCAUGUGGGAGCGAGGCUCCAAAUAUAACAAUGGCACCCCAGAGAUCCAUGCCUCCUCCAUAGGCAUGGCCAAGUCCGCCUUGGAGGCCAUUAACGGAUGCAAUCUUUUCGGCGAGAAAGGAGCUUCGUGGAGCGUUGUCUAUGUGGAUAUUGAUGCCCACAACCGUAAUCGCAGUAUUUUCGAAACCAUGCUGCCAAGAGAGUCCAGCUCAAAGGGAGUUGAUGCUUCACUGCUUCUCACCCUUUCCUUCCCAGCCUUUGCCUCGCACGAGGACCGCCUGGUGGAGCAGACCAAACAAAAUGUUGUGAAUCGAUUGCGCUGCAAAAUGGGAUUCAAGCGCUUCACCCGGGAUGGAUUCCUCAGUAAAAACGAGGACAAAUCACGCCGCUAUUAUCACUCUGGCGAGCUAAAGGAAUUUGAAGGCCUGGAAUGUGAAUGGCCGCUCUUUUUCAUAGCCAUGAUUAUCGAUGGCGUGUUCAAGAAUAACAAUGAACAAAUCGAAGAGUUCCAAAACGAUCUGAGACGCUGUUUGCGUACGGACGUCAAUGGAGAUCCUGUGGUGACCAUGUACUAUGCGCCCGAUGGAGAUGGCUCCUACAUGCGUGCUCCAUCGCAAUCGCUGUUCCUCUGGGGACAGUCCUUCUUUAUCAUAGCCCAGCUGCUGACCGCCGGACUCCUACACAUCAAUGAAUUAGAUCCAAUCCGCCGAUACUUGCCAAGCUAUAAUCGGCCCAGAAGGGCGGGUCGCUAUUCGGCUUUCCAGGCUAAACCGGGCACUGGCACUGCCACUGAUCUUGUGGUGCAGAUUGUCCUGAUUGCCGAGUCCAUGCGACUGCAGGCUAUGAUGGCCACCUAUGGCAUUCAAACACAGACGCCACAUGAGGUCGAACCUGUGCAAAUUUGGAGCUCCACCGAGCUCAUAAAAGUAUAUCAACAUCUCGGUGUCAACAAUAAGGUUGGCCUAUCUGGUCGUCCAUCCAGACCUGUGGGUUCUUUGGGCACCAGCAAGGUGUAUCGCAUCUGUGGCAUGACCGUUCUCUGCUACCCACUUAUCUUUGAGGUCUCCGACUUUUAUCUCUACCGGGACAUGGCUCUACUAAUUGAUGACAUCAAGACAGAGCUGCAGUUUGUGGGCAAGUACUGGCGAUUAUCGGGCAGACCAACAGUUUGUUUGCUUAUCCGGGAGGAGCAUAUGCGUGAUCCGCAAUUCAAGGAGAUGCUUGACCUGCUGGCUAUGCUCAAAAAGGGCUACUGCGAUGGCAUGAAAGUUCGCAUCGGUCGUCUACAGAAUCUGAUUAGCAGCUCGUGCAUCGAGCAUCUUGACUUUAUGAACCAAAGCGAUCUGACCGACAAUGAGAAUGCUUUCUCGCAGAUAAACCAUGAGUACAUUGGCUACCAAUCGCUAACAGAUGUGCCCAAAGCUCUGACAUAUGUGGAGGAAAAGAUUUCCGUUGCGCACUUCGACACCAAACCCACGCCGGAUAUCAUCAACGCACUACGUAGCACGGAUUCCAUUUACUGUUUGUGCCAAUUGUGGGGUAUUAUUCUCAACCGCGAGGGUCCUCACUUUGAGGUAAACGGUCUGAACGUAAACACGGCUUUAACGCAGCUUUACCACCGAGCUGGUUCCCUGCGCUACUGGCGUGCCGUGCGAUACUGCUCUUCCCUUCUUCACCACAUUGUGGACUCUAUUAGUCCAUUUAUCACCACUGUUUUGGUGAAUGGAAAGGAACUCACAGUGGGAAUCAUUGGCCAGAAGGAGACAGUGUUCGAUAAGCCCAUGACGCCGGCGGAGAUUCAAAAUGUCAUGUACACGAGUGUCCAACCAUACGACGUCAUCCAGGCGGUGUUGCAGCAGGAAGUGGUUCUGUAUUGUGGCCGAUUAAUAGCGACCAAUCCAUCCAUGUUCCGUGGAAUACUAAAAAUUCGCAUUGGUUGGGUGCUGGAGGCCAUGCGAAUCUAUUUACAAAUCUCAGGACAACAGAGCAUUGAUGUGGACAAUCUUUCGCCCUUCCAAGUUCGCAUACUUCUUCAGAAAGUUUUAACUGUCAGCGAAUGGGCUGUAGAAGAAAAGCUUACUACCCUACAACGUCGUCAACUGGAAGGAUGCUUGUGCCGUGUGCCAAAACAUUUUUAUAACAAAAUCUGGGAAAUCCUUCAGCGAACCCCUCAGGGCAUUCUUACCCAGGGACAUCAUUUGCCAGCCACGCCCACACUAACCAACAUGAGCCGCGGCGAGUUGACCUUUAAUCUGCUAGUCGAGGAAACUCUGAUUUGCAUUGACCGCCCAGAGAGGCGUCAGAUAACCGUGGAGCUUCUGUGCAUUGUGGCCACCAUUCUUAAUCGUAAUCCCGAGCUGCACUUCAAACAAGCUCUCGACUUGGACGGCAUCUUGGCGGAAGCGUUUGCAAUGUACUGCAAGGACAACAACAUACAGCAUCAACCAAAGCCGGAUCAUGAGCAGACCAAAAAUGAGGAUCUCAAAGCUUUCUAUUCGUUGCCAUAUUCCGAGACUACGGGUUAUUUGGCUCGCGCCGCAGUCAACAAGGUUUUGCAGGGUGGCAUCUUCUCCACCAAUGAAGAGGAUGUUCAGCUCGACGGCGAUCGUUUGCACGACGACAACUGUAAGGUAUCCUAAGCAGAGGAACGCCGGAUCUAGAUUAUGUACAUAGCACAGUUUUCACAUAUCUUCGUUGCACUGACCCACCAUUAGCUCGAAUGUUGUAGCUAUUUUAUUCUGUUAUUCUUAUUUAACUUGUCUCUCUCUGUGUCCCUCGCCGUUCGUUUAGUUCUUAAUUAAAUGUUAUGUAUAUUUUGUUGCAAUAA
This is a messenger RNA of Drosophila santomea, 3615 nucleotides long. RefSeq names its product probable phosphorylase b kinase regulatory subunit beta. The transcript has 11 exons. The record is from RefSeq and is a predicted model, not a curated record. NCBI's taxonomy places the organism in Eukaryota, Metazoa, Arthropoda, Insecta, Diptera, Drosophilidae. Gene Ontology annotation, biological process: glycogen metabolic process. Gene Ontology annotation, molecular function: calmodulin binding. The coding region runs from base 131 to 3427 and encodes 1098 amino acids. Gene Ontology annotation, cellular component: phosphorylase kinase complex.